This is a messenger RNA of Petromyzon marinus (sea lamprey), 3792 nucleotides long. NCBI's taxonomy places the organism in Eukaryota, Metazoa, Chordata, Hyperoartia, Petromyzontiformes, Petromyzontidae. The record is from RefSeq and is a predicted model, not a curated record.
CAGACAGACACACAGACACACACACAGAGACACACACAGACAUACAGACACACAGAGACACACACACAGACACAGACAGACACAGACAGACAAAGUAGUCGACACGCGUAGCGAGAGACAGAACGAGGAACCGAGAGAGGGACGCGGCGCUGCUCUGCGAGAGACGGGGGGACUGCUGCAGUGGAGUGAGUGUGAGCAGGACCGAAACCUCCCCCUCCUCUUGCCUGUGACCCGGUGGGUGACCUGGUGGGUGACCCGGUGGGUGACCUGGUGGGUGACCUGGUGGGUGACCCGGUGGGUGACCUGGUGGGUGACCUGGUGGGUGACCUGGUGGGUGACCUGGUGGGUGACCCGGUGGGUGACCUGGUGAUCUCUGCUAUUUGCCAUGGACGAUACGGAGAUGGACCUGACGUUCGGGGGCUGCUCCACGGGUCCACAGAAGAUCAUGGGGCCUGAAGAUGACGAAUUCCUCUCUGACGAGGAGCAGAGUGAUGACCACGGCCCCUUCUCUGACCUGGACCAGCUCCGUAGCCGCCCUGCUCACAUGGCCGUGUUCCUGCAGUACGUGCUGUCCCAGCUGGAGCCCGCUGCCCUGCUGUUCCACCUGUGCGUGGAGGCGGCUCAACACUCCAAAGACCCCAAGAAGCUCAUGUCAGAGAUUUACUUCACUUUUCUGGAGCGCAACGCGCCUCUGAAGAUUCCCGUUGCAGACGAGUUGAUUUUAGCCGUGGAGGAAUGCCGUGUGCGUCCCGGACUCGUGCUCGAUGAGGCUGUCCGCCGUGCGGUGGAAACCGCUCAGCCCGGCGCGCUAGAGACGGCACGCGGACAGCUGGACGACUACCGGAGGCGGAGGGUGAUGGGGCUGGGGACGAUGUUUGGAGAGACGAUGUUGCCACCCGUUCCCAACGCGGUGAAGGAGGUUCACCUCGCUGAGCACAGUCUCACCAAGAUCAGCAACAUGAUAGAGGGAACGGACGAGGAGAGACGGGAGAUGAUCAUGGCGGCCGUGGCGGUGUACAUGCGUGGUGCCGGCGUCGCCCUGGCGCCCGCGCUCGCAGACGGCAGCGACAAGCGCAAGCGCAGCGUGUUCAACAUGAAGAAGACGCUGGGGCCCAAGAAGGAGAAGGAGGAGAAGAAGGGGGGAGGGGGCCGCCCGUCGCUGUUCCGUGACUACAUCCUGAGGCCGGCCCAACGGGGUGGGGGCGACGGUCAGUCUGGCAAGGGAGCAGCGUGGCGAGCAUGGUGCGCCAGUUCGAGCCGGUGCCGGGGGGAGGGGCCGGGGGCUUCGAGGGGGGGGGGCCUGGAGCUGGGAUCAACGGGGGACCUGGGGGAGACGCGGGGGGGCGGCAGAGAGUCGGGCGGUUUGCGAGUGGGCCGCUCGGAGAGCCUGCGGGCCAUCGAUGGCGGCCGCCGCUCCCCCGGCUCCUCCUCGCGCUCCAAGAGUGACAUCGACAGGGAGGCCGCCAUGGAGGCCACGGCGCGCAUGGGGCCCCCCCCCACGCCAACACCCAGGACGCCCGGAGACGUGACGCCACCUCGCACCCCUCGCAGCUGGCGCAGGGCCUGGUCAACUUCUUCGUCUUCUGGACUAACCGGAUCCUCCUCCUCCGCACCAGAAAAGCCAGACGACGCGGCAUCUGUAUCCUCGUCGCAGUCUUCCUCCACCUCGUCGUCGUGGUCCGGAGUGCCGCCGGCGUUUGGCGACGAGGUGGCGCUGGGCCCCGACGAGGACCUGGAGGUGGAGGCCGAGGCUCCGCACUGGCAGCUGCAGCUCAAGCCCGAGCAGCUGGCACGGCUGGGCAAGCAGGAGGUCAAGCGGCAGGACGUCAUCAACGAGCUGCUGCACACGGAGCGUGCCCACGUGCGCAUGCUCAAGGUGCUCAAGGCGCUGUUCUGCGACCGCCUGCUGCAGCAUGGCGUCGCGUCCGAGGCCGAGGUGCGGCAGAUCUUCCCCAACCUCGACGCGCUGCUGCCUCUCCACGAGUCUCUGAAUGUGGCCAUGAAGAAGCUGAAGGAGAACGAGCCCCUGGUGGAUGGCGUAGGAGACGCCCUGUUAGCCAGGUUUGCGGGUGUGGCUGGCGAGGCCCUGCAGGCGGAGGCCGCUGUGUUCUGUAGCCAGCAGUCGCUGGCCCUGGACAUCAUCAAACAGCGGCAGCGCAAAGACGCUCGCUUCCAGCAGUUCAUACAGGAUGCGGAGAGCAACCCUCACUGCCGCCGGCUGCAGCUCAAGGACUUCCUGCCGUGUGAGAUGCAGAGACUCACCAAGUACCCUCUCCUGCUGGACAAGAUCGCCAAGUACACGGCCGACUCCAGCCCCGAGCACGGCAAGGUGCAGCAGGCCAGCGAGUGCUGCAAGCGGAUCCUGCUGUCCGUGAACACGGCCGUGCGGGAGGCGGAGAACGCACAGCGCCUGCAAGACUACCAACGCAGGAUGGACGUCUCCCCGUUCCUGGAGAAGACGCAGUACCCCUACAUUGCUGAGUUCAAGAAUCUGGACCUCACCAAGCGCAAGAUGCUGCAUGAGGGGCCGCUCACCUGGCGCCUUAACAAAGAGAAGACGCUUGACCUGCACGUGCUGCUGCUGGAGGACCUCGUGGUGCUGCUGCAGCGGCAGGAGGAGAAGUUGGUGCUGCGCUGCCACAGCCAGCAGCUUGGGGGCGCCUCCGACACGAGGCAGAUCUACAGCCCCAUCGUGAAGCUGGGCACCGUGCUCCUGCGUGAGGUGGCACGAGACAAGCACGCGUUCUUCAUGAUCAGCACGUCCCAGCUGGGUCCCCAGAUCUACGAGCUGGUGGCCGUGAGCGUGUCGGAGCGCCGCGCCUGGUGGCAGCGGCUGAGCGACGCCGUCGCCGCCACGCGCAAGAAGAGCACCGUCCUGCUGGGCAUCGCUCACAAGGAGGGCGACGGGCCCACCUCGCCCUGCCCCCCCGACGCCCACAAGGAGGGGCCGGCGGCAGUGGGGGGCGACUCGGAGGAGGUGGCCACGGUGGGGGGAGUGGGGGGCGACUCGGAGGAGGUGGCCGCGGUGGGGGGAGUGGGGGGCGACGUGGAGGAGGACGAGGAGGCCGCCCCCCCCCACGCCGACGAGCGUGCCGGGGGGCUCUCCCCCCACGCGGACGACGCCCCCCCGGGGAGUUCCCCGGGGCCGCUCUCUCCGGACUCCGCGGCCUCCCCGUCUCCGCCGCCACGGCGGUGGGCGACCGUCGUGGACGGGGCGGGAGAGGAGGGCCUGGCCGGCCCCGCCGUGGAGGCCGUGCUGAGGCUGCGGGAGAUGCUGGGCCGCCUGCUGGCCGCGUCGCCCGCGGCGGAGGAGGGAGACGCGGUGGAGCUGCGCAUCGACGAGGACGAGGGCAGCGCUCACGACGAGGGGCGGCCGCGUGCCACCGCAUUGCCGUCGGACGUCUUCCGGGAAGUGGAACUCAUCCAGAGGAACCUCCAGCACCUGCAGAAGCUGGAGGCAGAGUUCAGGGUGUUGAAGAGUCGAGCGUCAGCAUCGCCCAAAGGCUCCCUGACACACACAGAGACAGGGCAAGAUGAAUGAGAGACAGAGUCAACACCACCACAGAGGUGAAGGGAGAUGACAAAUAUUACCUAUGCACGCUAUGAAAUGUAAAAACUUUGCUGCCAUCAGAUUUGCUACAGCACGUAAACAUCCCCCCCGCCUGCCACGUAACCCACUCAGUCUCCAGUCUCCAGAGUCUGUCUCCAGUCUCAGUCUCCAGUCUCAGUCUCCAGUCUCCAGUCUCAGUCUCCAGUCUCAGUCUCCAGUCUCAGUCUCCAGUCUCAGUCUCC